Messenger RNA from Staurois parvus, 374 nucleotides. The record is from the annotation of a GenBank genome assembly. NCBI's taxonomy places the organism in Eukaryota, Metazoa, Chordata, Amphibia, Anura, Ranidae.
UUAGGUGUUAAUGAUGAUAUUUGUAUGGCUUUUCUGUAUGUAAAUUCCAUUUCAUUUAAGCAAUGUCUUACAGUUCGGUCACAGACAUUGAGUCCAGUUUCUGCCCAGUUGUUCCUCAUUUGUUUUGUUGUGCAUUUUCUGUUUUCAAGGCAUAUUGCUUUAAGUUUUCUAUGUUGAUGCUUUGAUGUCUUCCUUGGUCUACUAGUACACUUUCCUUUUACAACCUUCCCUUUUGAUUUGUACUUCAGAUUUUAGACACAGGUGACUGGGAACAACCAACAUUUUUUGCAUUUUUUCCAUGAUGACUUACCUUCUUGAAGAAGUUUUAUAAUCCUCUCCUUUGUUUUAACUGACCUCUCAUGUGUUGGAGCCAU